AAUAGCGUGUACAACUGCAGUGGUUUCUCCGCUGAAGGCCAGUGCAUUCGUCUUCGUAUAUCAUUCGUGAUAUAGGUAAUGCAACAAUUAAGCCUAUCUAUACACAAACACGUCGAUAAGUUCUGUACGACACUGUAAUUCUGCAGACAUGGAGGCGGAAACAAAAUGCUUGCAGCUGUCAAAUGGAGUGCGAAUGCCGGUUCUUGGAAUAGGAACUUCACAUCUCGGUGGUUAUAGCGACGAUGCCGUGGUGCACGCCCUCAAAAACUGCGGGGUGCGGCACAUCGACACGGCAAGGCUAUACAAAUGUGAGCACCUCGUGGGCGAAUCUGUCAGAAAAAGCGGCGUGAAUAGGGCAGAUCUCUUCAUCACCAGCAAAGUGUGGCCCAGUCAGUACGGCUACCAAGAAACUAAGGAUGCUUUCCGUGAUUCACUCAGCCAAGUGGGCGUGGAAUACUUUGAUCUUUACUUACUUCAUUGGCCCGCGUCCCCAGAAGGAACCGACACCAAACAACUCAUCAGUGAGUCCUGGAAAGCUCUCGAAGAGUUUUACUCCCAAGGUCUGUGUAAAGCAAUUGGCGUCAGUAACUUCGAGAUUUCCGACUUGAAAAAUUUGGAAGAAAGCUGGAAAAUUGUUCCCCACGUCAUUCAGCUGGAGUUUCAUAUCUUCUGUUAUCCGGAAAAGCUUAUUGAAUACUGUAGAGGACUUGGAAUGCAAAUCGUGGCACACAGCCCCAUGGCUAAAGGGGAGGCCCUUACGCAACCGAAGGUGAUGGAACUUGCCAACAAGUACAAGAGAUCGAGCAGCCAAAUACUCAAUCGUUGGGUGACUCAGCACGGAAUUGCAACUAUACCGAAGUCUACCAAACCUCAUCGCGUGGAAAAAAAUUGCAAGAUUUUUGACUUUGAGCUAUCAGCGGAGGACAUGAGCUGUUUGGACGCCAUUCACGAGAGCGAUUCUCAUAGCUCCAUUAAUAUCACAAGCCAGGCUGUGUUUAAUCGGACAUGAACCUAAUUGAGUACACAGUGGAAAGUCCACAACAGCAUUAUCAGUUUGUCAUUUUUCUCGGCAAGGAUGUUUGAAAAUGUUGUCAAACAAUUAUAGUUUUCAAUUCUUGUUUGAUUUUGCAUCACUUUAGUCUUUCAGGUUUUGUUAAGUCUUGGUCUUUGAUUAAAGGUUUAAGAAUUAGUUUUUGGUUUUCAAUUUUUAUUUGGUCCCUUUCGUUUUCUGGUAAGUCUUUAGUUAAUUUCUGUUUUGGUUUUGAUUUUCAGCUCUUGUAAAUAUUUAUUUUUGUCCUUUUGUUUUGGUUUGAAAUAUAGAAUGUAUGUCUGUGUCUCUAUUAAUUCAAUUUCCUCGCGACUUUUCCUUUCAAAGAUCCUGAGUUUAGUUUAGUUUGAUAAGUGAAAUCCCCAUAGAGUCUUGUUUUAGUGCGAGUUCCCCAAGUGUGUCUUUUUUCCAGGUUACAUAUACACACUCUGAAAAAUCCCUGAUCAGAUUGACCCAUAAUCUGGGUUCUAUUUGGCUUCACCCUUUUCCAGGUCAAACAUUUUUGAUACUUUUCCGGGUAAAAACGAUUUGUGUGUGUGUGGGUGUGCUCUUGUAUUGUAUUACACUCGAGGACAGACAACAAAAGGAGCACAAUGGUGCCUUUGAUCCUCGGACGACGGUGCCUAUUGUUAAAACCGGUCCUCGAUCGUAUGGUUGUAUGCUUAGUCAAUGGGAAAGUGUUAUAUUAGAGGGACAGAGGGGAAACACAAUAGGUUGUCCUCAGGCGUAUAGUAAAACACGAC
This is a messenger RNA of Patiria miniata (bat star), 1791 nucleotides long. RefSeq lists its product as uncharacterized. Gene Ontology annotation, molecular function: oxidoreductase activity. The transcript has 8 exons. NCBI's taxonomy places the organism in Eukaryota, Metazoa, Echinodermata, Asteroidea, Valvatida, Asterinidae. Bases 149 to 1009 code for a protein of 286 amino acids. The record is from RefSeq and is a predicted model, not a curated record.